This is a messenger RNA of Macadamia integrifolia, 1507 nucleotides long. RefSeq lists its product as uncharacterized. Gene Ontology annotation, cellular component: cytoplasm. Lineage: Eukaryota; Viridiplantae; Streptophyta; Magnoliopsida; Proteales; Proteaceae. The record is from RefSeq and is a predicted model, not a curated record. The coding region runs from base 95 to 1225 and encodes 376 amino acids. Gene Ontology annotation, molecular function: mRNA binding. The transcript has 3 exons.
CGCAGAGCGUACUCUAAUUUGAAGCACUUCCUGAGAACUUUCAUGGCGGCCUUGCCAAUGAACCCAGUUUAGUUUAAUAGCGAUCCGCCAAAGGAUGGCCUUGUUCAGAACCCUUCGCUCAUGUCACUCGUUUCUCAGGUACCAAAACUCUUCACUGCAAUCUAGAAAUCCAUUAGAAACUUCGCCUUUCUCUUACUCUAACCUAUUCCAUCCCAAGAAGUGUAGUGGCGUGGUUAAUCCAUUGUUGUCGAGUUCAUCAUUUUCUCAAAGAACUUUAUCGGCUUCUACGCAUACGAAAGAACGAGAAGAAACCGAGUCGAGUGAUUCAGAGAACGAUGAAUGGAUUGAUGCGUCAGAAAAUGGCCUUGAAAAGAGUAAGAAGAAGGGGAAGAAGCCACUUGAUGUUUUGUUCAAAGAGGCUGUUGGAUUAAUUGAAAUGCCCGAAGAGAGAGAUUCUGCAGACGAGGGAGAAUCGCAGGUAGGGGAAUUUAAGGAGAAAUUACGGAAAUUGGAAGCAGAGGUGAGGAUGCUUCAAGGAAAUGUUGAGAAUAUAGAAAAGCUCAAAAAAUUGUCCAAGGAAGAAGAAAAAGAAGAAGAUCAAUCAGAGGAAGGACAACCAAAGGAGGCUCAAUCCAAACCGAAUGGAUUGUCCUCUCUGUUCACUCCUCCUUCCAAUAAGCGUUUGAAUUUACGGACGCCGAAGGAGGCCAAGACCCAACCAACAGAACUUUCGCCCGAAAUGGUUUCGCUCGUGGGACGUUUCUACGAUGAAGGGUACUUCAGAAAUGCAAAUUUCUUGCCACGUAAUAAGUUGGACAUCAGUUGUUUCUCCGAAGAUUAUCCUCGAGAUUUCUUGAAGUGUGCAGCAGAAAAAUUUGGCCAGGACCAUCAUGAAAUUGCAACAUGGUUGUCUGGUAGUGACUUGAAAAGGGUUGCCGAGUUUGGUUGUCCUUCCGUAGAAAAGAACAAUGUUUUUGCAGCCAAAAGAUUACGUGCCUUUUUUGGCAUUCAGGAAGAUACUGUAUGUCGGACGUGCAAAUUGAAAAGUUCAUGCCGAUUUGCAAACCAAAGAGUGUGGAAAACUAAUAAUCUGAAUUUAGCCGAUGCAAUGAGGGUUCUUACUUUGUAUGACUUGGGUUCCGUCUCCCCACAGCUGGUAGUACCAGAUGAAAUGAAGGCAUCAGUCAGUAAAUUGCUAAAGGAAGUGAUCGGUCUCACUGAAUAGCAGCAUGUAGGACCCAAGGACUCCCAGUCGUGGUGUCUAAGGUGCAUGUAGCUUCAUUGUAACUUUAGAUUUUUUUUUUUUAAAUAAAUGUUAUGGCAGUGUCUCAUCAUACUUGUAAAUCAGUUGUAGCAAGAAUGGCACCACAAUUACUAAUGGUCCAAUUAAUGGGGCUUUAUUUAGGUUGAGGUAGGAUAUAAACCCUGGAGUUUGGUUUCGAUAUGAAUUAUGAUGGUUAACUGGUGUUGGGAAACAAAUUGUUCACAACGGUUUCGAUGUUCUUAA